This is a messenger RNA of Exophiala spinifera, 1737 nucleotides long. RefSeq lists its product as uncharacterized. Bases 1 to 1737 code for a protein of 578 amino acids. Lineage: Eukaryota; Fungi; Ascomycota; Eurotiomycetes; Chaetothyriales; Herpotrichiellaceae. The transcript is spliced from 2 exons. The record is from RefSeq and is a predicted model, not a curated record.
AUGGUCGAUACUUUGCACCCACCACCAGAGGUCAUUGCGACAUGGCCCAAACCGAAUUAUGUUAACCCAGUGAGCAGAGGGGAUUCUCUGGAAUAUAUAUGCAUCAUAUUCUCCGUGAUCGGUGUUAUAAUCGUCGCGGCACGAGUCUACUCUCGACUCUUCAUUACAAAAGCACCGGGCUUGGACGACCUCCUGGUGGUUUUGGCCUUGUGUGUUGUCAUCACACUAUGCGUCUUGGUCAUCAUCAGUAAUAAAGUGUACCAAACCGGCCGACAUGUCUGGGAUAUUGAGGCCGACACCUUUGUCGGAUCACGACUGAAUAUCUGGAUCAGCCUGUGGUGCUAUAUCGUGGCUAUAAGCUUAAUCAAGAUCAGUGUCCUCUUGUUUUACCGACGACUCAGCGUCAAGUUCAGCAAGACGUUCCUCGUUGCGACCUGGGUUGGGAUUGUCUACAAUGUCUUGUACUUCUUGGCCUUUGGCCUCGCCCUCCUCCUGCUUUGCCAUCCUCUCGACGCAUACUGGAAGAGCUUCGACUCUGGAUGGACUGCGACGCACAAAUACCACUGCGCCUCUGAAGGAACAGCGUUGCCAGCUUCGUCUGCUAUGAGCGUGCUGGGAGAUCUCUACAGCACUCUCCUUCCAAUGGUACUGGUAUAUAACCUCGAUCUCCCUUCGCGGCAAAAGAUUGCCUUGUAUGUUUUGUUUGCGUUUGGAUUCAUGGCAGUCGCCGCAGGAACUGUUCGGACAGUGCUGCUGUACAACCUGCUCAAUGUGGACUAUGACUUUACGUGGGAGCUCUACGUAACCUGGAUCUGGGGUAUCAUCGAACUCUACCUGGCCCUGUUUGCGGCGAGUGCGCCUAGCCUCAAGCCCUUUUUCCGACGGUUCUUCAUGGCCUCCAUCAACAGUCUUACAAAGAACUCUCGAAAGCGGAUGGACUACUACGACCAGGGCAACAAAGGCACCUGGGCCUCGGAGACGAAGGGCCAAGUGAGUGUCGACAAUGACGUUGAUGUGGAGCGAAUCGGCGUCGCGUACGGAGGCGAAGAAACGCAAACCCGAGAAAGAGGCUUCUUGCACGACAUUGAGCAGGAGGGAACCAAACACUUUGAGCUGAUAGCCAGUCACGACGGCAAGAAGAUGAUCCCGAUGCAGGUCUACAAACGAAGUGAAGGCGGGUCAAAUGUCCCGAUGAACCCGUUUGUAGACCGUGGCCGAAGUCUUUCCAACUCGGCGUCGCCGCACGCAAACUGGCCCAUGCAGUCAUUCGGACGAGACGACACCCUUGGAGCCUUGCCGAACACAGAGAUUCAGAGAGUCGAAGGGCAUCGGCCGCCUCACAUCGGAAUUGUCGUGUAUCCGCCGACAGAUGAAGACACACCGAUGGCACAGAUUAGGAGCGCCAAGGAUGCGAGGAUGAUGAGGGCGCAGGCCAGUAUAAGUCCGGCUCAAAGACGAACGUCGAUCAUCAACCCUCCUCAAUUCGAAGACGAGCAUGAUGAUCUAGGGACGGGUUCGUCGCUUGAAUCUCCAACUGGUUCCGAGGCCGAGUCGAUUUACGAGGAGGAGAGGCCGCCGUGGAAUAACAUCAUGACGCCUAGCAGCAGGAGUGUCAAUACAGGAGGGGGUGACAGUAGCAGUAGCAGUGACGAGACGCUGCAACUGCCCAAGAUGGGAGGACCCGGUAGACCUCCGCGUGUACCUGGUGAAAGCAUGGGUAUUGGACAUGGAUCGUGA